Talpa occidentalis (Iberian mole) is the source of this 1357-nucleotide messenger RNA. It is a transcript of the gene SH3GLB1, whose product is annotated as SH3 domain containing GRB2 like, endophilin B1. Gene Ontology annotation, biological process: membrane organization. The coding region runs from base 71 to 1279 and encodes 402 amino acids. Gene Ontology annotation, cellular component: cytoplasm; membrane. The record is from RefSeq and is a predicted model, not a curated record. The transcript has 11 exons. Gene Ontology annotation, molecular function: protein binding. Lineage: Eukaryota; Metazoa; Chordata; Mammalia; Eulipotyphla; Talpidae.
CCGGGCCCGACCGCGGCGCCUCCGCCUCCCUGCUGGGUCAGCCGGCGGCUCCGCCCGGCUGCCGCCCAGGAUGAACAUCAUGGACUUCAAUGUGAAGAAGCUGGCGGCCGACGCCGGCACCUUCCUCAGCCGUGCUGUGCAGUUCACUGAAGAAAAGCUUGGCCAGGCUGAGAAGACAGAAUUGGAUGCUCACUUAGAGAACCUCCUUAGCAAAGCUGAGUGUACCAAAGUAUGGACAGAAAAAAUAAUGAAACAAACUGAAGUGUUAUUGCAGCCAAAUCCAAAUGCCAGGAUAGAAGAAUUUGUUUAUGAGAAACUGGAUAGAAAAGCUCCAAGUCGUAUAAACAACCCAGAACUUUUGGGACAAUAUAUGAUUGAUGCGGGGACAGAGUUUGGCCCAGGCACAGCUUAUGGUAAUGCCCUUAUUAAAUGUGGAGAAACACAAAAACGAAUUGGAACAGCGGACAGAGAGCUAAUUCAAACAUCAGCUUUAAAUUUUCUCACUCCGUUAAGAAACUUUAUAGAAGGAGAUUACAAAACAAUUGCUAAAGAAAGGAAACUAUUACAGAAUAAGAGACUGGAUUUGGAUGCUGCAAAAACCAGACUAAAAAAGGCAAAAGCUGCAGAAACUAGAGCUUCACAACUAAAUUCAGCUCGCCUUGAAGGAGAUAACAUUAUGGUAAAUUUCUCUUACAUGCUCAACUUCCUGCAUGUAAAAUGGCUGAAGAUUUGGGCAGAGGAAGUGACAAAAUCUGAACAGGAAUUAAGAAUAACUCAAAGUGAAUUUGAUCGUCAAGCAGAGAUUACCAGACUUCUGUUAGAGGGAAUCAGCAGUACACACGCCCAUCACCUUCGCUGUCUGAAUGACUUUGUAGAAGCCCAGAUGACUUACUAUGCACAGUGUUACCAGUAUAUGUUAGACCUCCAGAAACAACUGGGAAGUUUUCCAUCCAGUUACCAUAGUAACAACAAUCAGGCUUCUGUGACACCUGUAUCAUCUGCUUCAUCAAAUGUGAUUGGUUCUUCUGCACUGACAUCAACAAGUGGCCUAGUAAUCACCUCUCCUUCCAACCUCAUUGACCUUAAGGAAUGCAGUGGCAGCAGGAAGGCCAGGGUUCUGUAUGAUUAUGAUGCUGCAAAUAGUAGUGAAUUAUCACUUCUGGCAGAUGAGGUGAUCACUGUGUUCAGUGUCGUUGGAAUGGAUUCAGACUGGCUAAUGGGCGAAAGGGGAAAUCAGAAGGGCAGGGUGCCGGUAACCUACUUAGAACUACUCAAUUAAAUAGGUGGGCUAUUACCCAUCAUGACACCAUAUUUAUAUACAGUUAACUCUAAAUAAAGCAGGUUUAUAAGUAUCGUC